Gopherus flavomarginatus (Mexican gopher tortoise) is the source of this 3048-nucleotide messenger RNA. RefSeq lists its product as uncharacterized. The record is from RefSeq and is a predicted model, not a curated record. Lineage: Eukaryota; Metazoa; Chordata; Testudines; Testudinidae. The transcript is spliced from 2 exons. The coding region runs from base 1516 to 2421 and encodes 301 amino acids.
CUUCCCGCCCCCUCCUCUGAGCACACCCCCUCCUCCUCACUGCUUCACCCAGUGCCUCCUGCCCCCUCCCACCCCAGUCAGCAGGGUGGGCUGGAGGCGCUGGGGGGAGAGGGAGGCCUGAUAGGAGGCUGAUGCCUGUCGUCCCCAGUUUGUGGAUUGCAAGCCGCGAUAGAGGGGACGGGGCUUGGGACAUAUCCCUCUCCUUGGCAUCUCCCAUGGGCUAGCUUCGGCGGCUGGCUUUUUUGGCUCGCAUUCGCAGGCACCCAUCUAUCACACGGGGCCCCAAGGCGCCCAGCUCAGGCUUUGCAGAGACCAGGGAUGUUCCUGUGAGUUUCUAGAUAGAUGUUUUCAGGCUCAGUGUCACAACGCCCAAGUCUCUUUGUGGAGCAGGGCCUCACUGGCUGGGCUACUCCGUGUGCGCUAAAGACCGGGCUCUUUUUCGGCACUGACAAAUUGUGCUCUCUCCUCUUCUCGGGGUCUUAUGCUGUUUGCAACAAGGUGGAAAUCUAAUAAUUAGCUCACCUUCUCCAUAGAUCUCAAAGCCCUUUCAAAGGAGGUUAGUAGUGUUAGCUCCCUUGUACUGCUGGGGAAAAUGAGGCACAGAGAGAGGCAGUGACUUACCCAAGGUCCCCCAGCAGACCUGUGGCAGAGCCAGGAAUAGACGCCAGGUCUCCUGAGUCCAAGCACAGCACUCUGUCCACCAGCCUUGACCAAGAGGAACUGUUUCUAUUUUUGCAAGGCCUCUUGUGAUGUUUCCAGAAGUCUGAGAGCUGGGCUUGAAUGCAGGAAGGCCUGACCAGAGGGGAGUGUGAAUCUGGAGGAACUCCAACAUAGCGAUCUCUCCCUGGCCCCCUGCCCAUGCAUGCUCCCAUCUCUUCUCCCAGGACUUGCCUGCUCCACCUACCCACACACACCCCAUGGUAUCGCCUGCCGCCCUGUAUCCCAGAGGCCUCCCAUACUGCUGUGACCACCUGGGGUAGUAGGAAGAGGAGCAGGGAUGUUUGGGGGAGACUGAGAUGGGUUAGUUCAAAGAGGGGGAGCUGUGCUUGGGGCAGGAAUCAGCCCCUCCAGGCCUUAGUCCUGGUGCUUCAUCUUUCCCUGCUACCAGCUGACGCCUCUGUGCCCAGGAGAUGGGCCAGUUGUGUGUGUGUGUUCCAAGCGGCCGGUCCCAUCUGCCCCACACACACUCCGGCCCCACUUCGUAUGAGCUUUGAGUCUGUCUUCACUGUAGCAUUAGCCCAGCCUCACGCCCAGGUGUUGCCCCAACCCCGUCCUGUCCACACACAAAUCCUUCUCUCCUGAGUGCUUGGGGAAGGGGGCUUAUACCCAGGCUGGCUGACCCUGGCUUAGAGCCCAGGUUCGGCUUUCGCUGGCUGGGAACCCUCCUACUUUGCAGUGAGGACAAAAGUUAAAUCACUCAAGUACUGACAGUCCUCCAAUGCCGUCCAACAAUUCCCUCCCCUCCCCCCUGCCCUACAGAAGGGUAGGGCGCUUGGAGCUACGGUUAGGGUGCCUAUGGGUAGAGCUUCCCGCCCUAGGGUUCGGGUUGCUAAGGGUAGGGCACUUGGAGCUAGGGUGAGGGUGCCUAUGGGUAGGGCUUCCUGCCCUAAUGUUAGGAUAUCUAAGGGUAGGGCACUUAGAGCUAAAGUUAGGGUUCCUAUCGGUAGGGCACUUGGAGCUAGGGUUAGGGUUUCUAUGGGUAGGGCACUUGGAGCUAGGGUUAGGGUUCCUAUAGGUCGGGCACUUGGAGCUAGGGUCAGCGUUCCUAUUGGUAUGGCUUUCCGCCCUAGGAUUAGUGUUCCUAUGGGUAGGGCACUUGGAGCUUGGGUUAGGGUUCCUAUGGGUAGGGCAUUCUGCCCUAUGGUUAGAGUUCUUAAGCGUAGGGCACUUGGAGCUAGGGUUAAGGUUCCUAAGAGUAGGUCACCUGCAGCUAGGGUUAGGUUUCCUAUGGGUAGGGCACCCUGCCCUAAGCUUAGGUUUCCUAUGGGUAGGGCACUUAGAUCUAGGGUUAGGGAUCCUAACCUUAGGGCCCUUGGAGCUAGGAUUAAGGUUUCUAUGGGUAGGGCAUUUGCAACUAGGGUUACGGUUCCUAUGGGUCGGGUUUCCCGACCGAGGGUUAGGGUUCCUAAGGGUAGAACACUUGGAUCUAGGGUUAGGGUUCCUAUGGGUAGGGAAUUUGGAUCUAGGGUUAGGGUUCCCAUGGUUAGGUAUCUUGUAGCUAGCUUUAGGGUUCCUAUGGGUAGGGCUUCCCACCCUAGGUUUCGGGUUCCUAAGGGUAGGGCACUUGGUGCUACUUUUAGGGUUCCAGUGGGUAGGGCUUCCCGCACUUGGGUUAGGAUUCCUAAGUGUAGGGCACUGGGAGCUAGGGUUAGUGUUCCUAAGUGUAGGGCACUUGGAGCCAGGGUUACGGUUCCGAUGUGAAGAGAACUUGGGGUUAGGGUUAAGGUUCCUAUGGGUAGGGCUUCCCUCCCCAGAUUUAGGGUUCCUAAAGGUAGGGCACUUGGAGCUAGGUUUAGGGUUCCUAUGGGUAUGGCUUCCCUCCCUAGGAUUAGGGUUCCGUCAGACACACACCCCACCGUGUGCCCAGAAGGACAGAUACAUUCUCCCACAGUUCAGUGGGAAAGAAUCAGCGAGCGGCUCAUCUCCCUGCAGCACGAGGGCCCAUGGGCUGUAUGCCCGGAAGUCCUGGUGACACACGGGUGGGGAGUGCCACCCCGGUGAGGAGCCAGGAACUCAGGCAGGGCUUUGCAGUGUGUGUUUCUCAAAUGCGGCCACCAUUGGGGCCACCAGUGGCCUUUUGUGCCGGGUGAUUGUGAGGGGGGGGCAAGCAGUGUUGACAAGCAUCACUUUUCACAGAAAGCGACUUACGAGCUAGCAAGUCCUUUUUUAAAAAAAAGCAACCAAAAGAUGCAAAAGAAACCACAGCAAAAAGACCAGAACGUGCAAAGCACAUUAUUUGUUUCUAUUCUGUUUAGGUCCCGUAACGAACAGAGAAGACUGUACAGUAUUUUUAUUAUUGAGGCUGCAAUAAAACAAAAUUACGGUCUG